AUGAGCAAAAACAACGGGCAACAAAUGAGCAAGAAAGAAAAAGAAAGAGAGGGAAACAGCAUUUCAAGGGUUCGCUUUAUCUAUACUCUCCAAACCUGUAUUAAUAAAAAUAUAUUAUCAAUUGAGCCUGAAAUACAGUCAUUUGGCGGCCUAGCGGACGGAAAUCAUCGCGAUCUACGAGCAAGCAUACGGGCGAAAACUUAUCCGACAAAAGUUCCUCCGCCAAGAUGUCGCUCAAAAACUAUGAUCAGAAAUUUAUACGAAGAACCGACCUCUCGACCCCGUCGAACGCUGAUCUUAGAAACGCGAAAACGACUUGCUCUUGGAAAAAUUUAUGUUUAG
Oikopleura dioica is the source of this 342-nucleotide messenger RNA. The record is from the annotation of a GenBank genome assembly. Lineage: Eukaryota; Metazoa; Chordata; Appendicularia; Copelata; Oikopleuridae.